GCGCGCUCAGUACCUCCCAGUGUAAUUGGAAGUAGCCACAACCACCUACUAUUUGAUUAAAGGUGACAAGCAAAUUAUUAGAGUAAAAUCAACACGAAAAAAAAACAUAUUUUUGUGGCUGGAGGUUAUUUGUGGUGGUGAGAAGGACGAAUGAAUGAAUACGUUCAUACGAUAUCGCUCAAGUGUUUAUUGAAUGGGCCAAAAAAAUAGCAUACAUACGUACAAGUAUAUAAGAAAAUAAAAAAGUUUGAGGCAAAACAUUCAAGUUAAUAAAUUAAAAAAAGAAACCGCACAAGAGUAAAAUUAGUAUAGCAAAGAAGUGGCAAAACUCCAUUAUCGCACAACGCCUUCGUGAGUGCAGCUGAAAUCGCGGCUCCAAAAGGCGGAAGUAAUACUGUGGUGGGAAAAUUAAGUUUAAAAAAGUGCAAAUAAAUGACACACACAAACAAAAUAGAAACCACCAUUUUCGCAAAUUUAAUUAAAAAUUAAAAACUACAAUACAGAUUUCGAUGUUAAAAGUUUCUUUUGGAUUUAAAUUAACAGUUAAUUACAAUUAAUUGAUUUAGCAUCAAUAUCCUCGCAUUCGCAGAAAAUCUCCAUUCGCCGAAAGAUAGUAUCGAAAAAAUGCAAAAUUGUUCAAAAAAAACUUAAAAAUUGCUUACUUUCACGCUGUGUGUCUUAAUUCUCUUAUUUUUUCGCUGUUAUAUUUCGUUCAUCGUUCAUCCUUCCUACAUUGAAGUAGAACAAAUUACGACUUUUUGCCAGCAGCCUGCAAACAAAUACACAAGCAAUCAAGAAAGUACUAAAAAGUGAAAAAGUAUUAUCAAAAAGUGGUAAAAAACCGAAACAACAGAGGCAGCAAAACAGUAGCAGACGAACUUUAAAAUGGGUCAGGAGGAUCAAGAGGUGUUGAUACGGGGCGGCAAGGCCACCAGCACAUCGGUCGAAAGUUUGAAUAAUAAUAAUGUGCAGUCCUUCGAGCAAUCUUCAAUAAAUCAAGGGUUUAGCAAAAAUUAUGGUACACUCACACCGCUACCGCCCACGCUCACUGAGGAUAAUCUCACUUACUCUUGGUAUAAUUUGGAUGUUUUUGGUGCGGUUAAUCAGCCCGGCUCGAGUUGGAAGCAGCUGUUAAAUCGAGUGCGAGGUGUUUUCUGCAAUGAGCGUCAUAUACCCGCGCCACGCAAACAUCUCUUAAAAAACGUCUCUGGCGUCGCCUACCCCGGCGAAUUGCUUGCAGUCAUGGGCAGCUCGGGCGCCGGCAAAACUACACUUCUCAACGCACUCGCUUUUCGUUCAUCAAAAGGCGUGCAAAUAUCGCCAUCCAGUGUACGCAUGCUCAACGGUCAUCCGAUUGAUGCCAAGGAAAUGCAAGCACGUUGUGCUUAUGUCCAGCAAGAUGAUCUAUUCAUUGGUUCGCUCACUGCACGUGAGCAUCUUAUUUUCCAUGCAAUGGUGCGUAUGCCACGGCAUACGACACAGAAGCAGAAGGUACAACGGGUUGAUCAGGUUAUACAAGAUCUCUCGCUGGGUAAAUGCCAGAAUACGCUGAUUGGUGUGCCGGGCCGUGUGAAAGGUUUAUCUGGUGGCGAACGCAAGCGACUAGCGUUUGCAUCGGAGGCGUUAACAGAUCCACCACUGCUGAUUUGUGACGAACCAACUUCAGGCUUAGACUCAUUCAUGGCUCACAGCGUCGUACAGGUACUCAAGAAGUUAUCGCAGAAAGGGAAAACCGUCAUAUUGACCAUACAUCAACCAUCGUCCGAAUUGUUUGAACUGUUCGAUAAGAUCUUAUUGAUGGCGGAUGGGAGGGUGGCCUUUUUGGGAACACCUGGUGAAGCGGUGGAUUUUUUCUCAUACAUUGGCGCUCAAUGUCCCACCAAUUACAACCCAGCUGACUUUUACGUACAAGUUUUAGCCGUGGUACCAGGUCGGGAAGCAGAAUCAAGGGACCGUAUAGCCAAAAUUUGUGACAAUUUCGCAGUCGGCAAGGUGUCUCGCGAAAUGGAGCAGAAUUUUCAGAAAUUGGUGAAAUCCAAUGGCUUAUCCAUAGAGGACGAUAAUGGAUUUACAUACAAAGCCUCCUGGUUCAUGCAAUUUCGUGCGGUACUUUGGCGCUCCUGGCUGUCCGUUUUAAAAGAACCGUUAUUGGUGAAAGUGCGCUUAUUACAAACGACGAUGGUUGCUAUUCUUAUUGGCCUGAUCUUUAUGGGACAACAACUAACUCAAGUCGGCGUUAUGAACAUUAACGGUGCAAUAUUCUUGUUUUUGACCAAUAUGACUUUUCAGAACGCUUUCGCUACCAUAACUGUCUUCACAUCUGAGCUGCCGGUCUUCAUGCGUGAGACGCGUGCUCGCCUUUACCGCUGCGACACAUACUUCCUUGGUAAAACAAUUGCCGAACUGCCACUCUUCUUAAUUGUCCCGUUACUCUUCACUGCCAUCGCAUAUCCAUUGAUUGGCCUACGUCCAGGUAUUGAUCAUUUCCUCACAGCGCUGGCUCUUGUCACUUUAGUAGCCAAUGUUUCAACAUCAUUUGGCUAUUUGAUUUCCUGCGCUUGCUCAUCGACAUCGAUGGCCCUAUCGGUGGGUCCACCUGUUAUUAUUCCGUUUCUUCUUUUCGGUGGCUUCUUUUUAAACUCUGGCUCCGUGCCGGCGUACUUCAAGUGGUUAUCAUAUUUGUCAUGGUUCCGUUAUGCCAAUGAGGGAUUACUAAUCAAUCAGUGGGCGGAUGUGAAGCCGGGUGAAAUCACUUGCAGUUUGUCCAACACCACUUGCCCGAGCUCGGGCGAAGUUAUAUUGGAAACGUUGAAUUUUUCGGCGAGUGAUCUGCCCUUCGAUUUCAUUGGAUUAGCUCUGUUAAUUUUGGGCUUCCGAAUAUCCGCGUAUAUAGCGUUAACUUUCCGUACGCGACGUAAAGAGUGAGGGGAGAAUAGAUAAGAAUUGUGUUGGGUUAAAACUUUUUUCUGUUUAAAAAUUUAGUUUUG
Messenger RNA from Anastrepha obliqua, 2987 nucleotides. RefSeq names its product protein white (gene w). Bases 886 to 2925 code for a protein of 679 amino acids. The transcript has 7 exons. NCBI's taxonomy places the organism in Eukaryota, Metazoa, Arthropoda, Insecta, Diptera, Tephritidae. Gene Ontology annotation, cellular component: plasma membrane. Gene Ontology annotation, biological process: transmembrane transport. Gene Ontology annotation, molecular function: ATP hydrolysis activity; ATP binding; ABC-type transporter activity. The record is from RefSeq and is a predicted model, not a curated record.